CCGUAUUAAGGUUGAUAACUGAAGAUAACAAUAUUGAUAGUUGGAAGCAUUGGGACGGCACCAAGCGUUAGGUAGCAAUGGCGAACCAAGAAGAAGAUAGCAAGCUGAAGCUGUAUUCGUAUUGGAGGAGCUCUUGUUCCUUCCGAGUCCGAAUCGCUCUCAACCUCAAAGGCCGGUAUUUUCUCUCUCUCUCACUCACACGCAACACUUUCUUUUUUCAUCUCUCUCAUACCGUGAUAAUUUGCAUUGCGUUGGAUUCAGGACUCAAAUACGAGUACAUAGCAGUCAAUCUGUUGAAGGGAGAACAAUCUCGUCCUGAGCUUCUCCAGCUUAAUCCUGUUGGUUUUGUUCCCGUUCUAGUGGAUGCCCAUGUCGUUCUUUCUGACUCUUUCGCCAUUAUUAUGUAUUUGGAGGACAAGUAUCCUCAGCAUCCUUUGCUCCCUCGUGAUAUUCAUAAAAGAGCAAUCAAUUUCCAGGCUGCUAGUAUUGUUUCCUCAACAAUACAACCACUUCAAAACCUGAGUUUACUGAACUACAUUGGGGAAAAAGUUAGCCCUGAUGAAAAACUUCCUUGGGCCCAAAGUGCAAUUAGAAGAGGCUUUACAGCACUCGAAAAGCUAUUGAAAGACCACAAAGGAAAAUAUGCAACUGGAGAUGAAGUUUUCCUGGCAGAUAUAUUUUUAGCCCCACAGUUACAUGCAGCAUUCAACAGAUUCAACAUUCAAAUGAACGAGUUCCCUAUUCUAUCAAGAUUGCAUGAGACAUAUUAUGAGAUCCCAGCAUUCCGGGAGGCUCUACCAGAGAACCAACCAGAUGCAGUACAUUAGUUGAACCAUAAUUUGGGACUGAAACGUGGCCUGAUAUUAAGUUCGAGAAAUUCCAGCAGGAGCUACUGAUUCAGCAUCUGGUUGAAUUUG
Messenger RNA from Abrus precatorius (Indian licorice), 917 nucleotides. Its product is annotated as glutathione S-transferase zeta class. Gene Ontology annotation, biological process: glutathione metabolic process; L-phenylalanine catabolic process. Gene Ontology annotation, molecular function: maleylacetoacetate isomerase activity; glutathione transferase activity. NCBI's taxonomy places the organism in Eukaryota, Viridiplantae, Streptophyta, Magnoliopsida, Fabales, Fabaceae. The transcript is spliced from 10 exons. The coding region runs from base 78 to 827 and encodes 249 amino acids. The record is from RefSeq and is a predicted model, not a curated record. Gene Ontology annotation, cellular component: cytoplasm.